UAUACAAACGGAGUAGUAGAAGCGUCAGUAGCUUUUGUGUUUAGUAGAAUGGAUACUUACGAGGAAUCGUACUAUAAAAUUAUGAUCAAUUUCUUAUGUUUUCUUGGACUGUGGCCUUAUCAGCCUCGACUAAAGCGCGUUCUAUACCCUACUGCAUUAUGGAUCUCACAUAUCGUCCAACUUAUUCCUCAAAUAAUUAUCGGAAUUGUAGAUAGUGAUGAUGCAGAGCUAUUGUUCGAAUUAUUGACAGUAUUUGUACAGGAAAUAAACUGUAUGAUAAAAUUUCUUAACAUGAUAAACAAAGCAAAAAUGAUAAAAAUACUCCUCAAGAGAAUUCCAGACGAUUGGAUGAUAUUACAAAGCGAUGAAGAAGAAAAUGUAUUCAAGUAUCACUUAAGUAUGGGAAAAUUAAUGUCAGUUGGUUAUGCAGCCAUAAUGUUUAUAUCAACAGUAUUAUACUUAAUGGAUCCAAUUAUACCGAUAUUUGUGAAUACUAUUUCCAAAUCAAAUGAUUCUGUGCCUCACAAAUUUACUACCCCCAUGAAAUUUAUUAUAUUUGACGAAGAAAAAUAUUAUUGGCUACUAUUGAGUUUAUCAACUAUCUGUGUGAGUUUAUUCAUGAUAGUUUAUGUUUGCUGUGAUGUUGUUUUUAUUUCAUUAGUGCAACAUGUCGGUGGAAUAUUUGCUGUUGUAGGAUUUCGUUUAGAAAAUUCGCCUAUCGUUGGAAGCUAUGAUUCUACGAUCGAAGAAAAAAAAAUUUUUAUAAAUUCAGAAGACAUUAUUUACAACCAUUUUGUAUCGUGUGUUAGAGAUCACAAGCGAGCUUUAGAAUCUUCUCAACUCAUUGAAGAAAUUUAUACCCUAUCUCUUGGAGCAUUAGUUGUACUCAAUUUACCUGUAAUGAGUGCCACCGGGGUCAAGAUUCUUUCACCAUCCGCUACAAUCGAAGACAUUGUGAAAAAUAUACUGGAUGUUUCAGCUCAAUUGGUAUAUCUCUUUUUCAACUGCUACAUGGCACAAAAAUUAACUGACAUGAGCUUCUACGUUCAUUACUGCAUAGCUAGAGUAAAUUGGUACAAUAAUUCACCAAAAUCAAAAAAAUUGCUGUUUUUAAUGACCCUGAGAAGUCAAGUUCCUUGCAAGCUGACUGCAGGAAAAAUAAUAGAAUUGUCUAUAGAAAAUUUCGGAAUGAUGGUGAAAACAGCUGGAUCGUAUUUUACUGUUCUUUUGUCCAUGCGUCAAGCUACAUAACUCAGACCAACUCAUACUCGAUUUCCUUCAGAAGCCUGUAUGUGUUUCACAGGAUUCUCAUAAAGCGAUGGGAGUCUCAAAGGAUAGUUGAGACACACAAAGAAAAUAGUGUAAAAUAUUCAAAAUUGUAUAUGGGAUAAAAGAGAGGCACGAAGCUUCAAUAGGUAGGACUGGAUAAAUAGUAAGGCGUGUAAUCACUAAAAAUACAAUUAUUUUGAUCAUUAAGUCACUCAGAAAAAGAAAAAAAAUAGCAAACUGGAUGUAAAAUCAAUGUCAAGUCAUUUUGAUCAACUUUUAUACGCGAAAACUUUCUAUAAAUUUAAAAAAUGACUGAUCGAAAAUUCUGGAGCCGCCAAUUGAUGAGCAAUUGACGAAAAAAAAUAAUAAAGAGUUUGUUUGGCCUUGCAUCGCUUAAAAUAUUGAAAAUCCUACUGAAUAUACGAAUUUCUUAUUUUAUUUUGUACCCACCAUUUUUUGAUAUUUUUUGAUCUGGAAUUUUGUUAACUAUUUCAUGUAUGUCCUUGUGUAAUUGUUGCAAUAUAUGUUAUAAGUUAAAUGUCAUUGAAUGUAAUCGAGCAUCAGUAAAAACCAUUAAAUUAGCACAUUAACAAAA
Messenger RNA from Microplitis mediator, 1864 nucleotides. RefSeq names its product odorant receptor 82a-like. Gene Ontology annotation, cellular component: plasma membrane. The coding region runs from base 49 to 1251 and encodes 400 amino acids. The transcript is spliced from 9 exons. Gene Ontology annotation, biological process: sensory perception of smell; detection of chemical stimulus involved in sensory perception of smell. The record is from RefSeq and is a predicted model, not a curated record. Gene Ontology annotation, molecular function: odorant binding; olfactory receptor activity. NCBI's taxonomy places the organism in Eukaryota, Metazoa, Arthropoda, Insecta, Hymenoptera, Braconidae.